Molecule: messenger RNA, 897 nt
Organism: Penicillium angulare
Lineage: Eukaryota; Fungi; Ascomycota; Eurotiomycetes; Eurotiales; Aspergillaceae
Exons: 2
Coding region: 1-897 (298 amino acids)
Source: RefSeq, a predicted model, not a curated record
AUGUCACUUCCAUAUGUUGAUGUCUAUCAAAAGGAUGGACUCAACACUGCCCCCGCUAGAGGCAUGGGCACCGGUAUUGUAUUAAGGUCAUCCGCGCAAUGGAGAACCUGGUACAGCCAAAUCCGAUCAUCAGCUAAAAGUAAUGAUGUUUGGGAAUACAUCGAUCCUGACACACUUCAACCACCUGAAUAUCCUCGAAAACCCCGAAAACCGCAACCGAGCGACGUCCAAGAAGAUGCCUUAUACCCCGAAGAUCUUGAUGAAGCGAACGAUGCAAAGCUGCACCGACUUCUAAAGCAUUACGAUCGCAGUAUACUCGAAUAUAGUACUCUAAACCGUGCGUUGGAUAGAGUUAUGGAACGUAUUUGUAACACCCUUGCGUCGGAGCAUCAAGCGGUUAUUGCUGAGAUUGAGGACCCUCGUACAUUACUAUGUAGCCUCAGAGAUCGCUUCUCACCUGCCGAGGGAGAACGUAAGAUCGAAUUGUAUCUGCAAUGGGGACGUCUUCUAAGGUCUUCGCCGAAGAACUCGCAGGUAGACUCAUGGUUAAAUGAAUGGGAGAACCUAUAUACAGAGGCUGUUAGCGCAGGUGUGCCAAAUGUUAAAGAUCAUCAAAUUGUAUCUUAUGAGUUUUUAGCUGCAAUACGGCCACUUGAUGAAUCCUUUCAUGGUAUUUGGUACGAGAAGCUCUUUCAUGACCCAUCGAGCAAGGUCUUCUUCACCUAUGUGAUGGACAGGAGGAAGCUGGCUUACAGCACCAGCACCCAACGCAUCAGAAUCGAGGUCAACAAGGUCAAAAGAAAGCACCACGAUGUGUCUGUGGCCAGUACCACUUCUUCAAUGCAUGCCCGUACCUGGUUGAAACUGCUAGACCAACAGGUUGGAAACCGGACGUAG